UUCAAAUUCUGGGUUAGUAUCUCGAACUAUGUUGCCACAUUCCUCCUCUCUUUUGUUUUUGUGAUGUAUAAGUGUAGAAAGUAGUGUUAUAAAUUAUCUAAAAAGCACAAGGUUUAUUUUUCAGUAUCAAAAGCAAGGAUCUGCAGUAAGUAUUUUUUAACUAUUACAAUUAAGAGCUGCGUAAAAGGUAUGAUUUUAGGCAGCACACUUUACUCAAUAAUAACUGUCAGAACUAUCAGCAAUUUUAUUUGUUUUUGUGACAGGUUGCAGCCCGUACUUUAGGAGAUCUAGUGCGGAAACUAGGCGAACGGGUGCUGCCAGAGAUCAUUCCGAUUCUGGUGAAGGGGUUGGAGUCGGAUCAACCAGAUCAGAGACAGGGAGUGUGUAUUGGUCUCUCAGAGAUAAUGGCUUCUACCAGCAAAGACAUGGUGCCCACUGUGUGAUCCGCUGCCAGAAGUGAGGCCGAGCACUCGAUGACAUCCUUCCGGCAAUGCUCAACCAUUUGAUUGACCCACACCCGAAGGUUGCAGAGUCCGCGCUAGAGGGGUUACGGCAGGUGACGGCCAUAAAGUCACGCGUGGUUCUGCCGUACCUUGUUCCACAGCUUAUCGCUCCUCCACGAGUAAACACCAAGGCUUUAUCAAUUCUUGCCUCUGUGGCAGGCGAAGCUCUUAUAAAGUAUUAUCUGCACUUCUGGCAGCUCUGUCUAUGGCCCAAGGCACAACACAUGAGGCCCAGGAGCUGGAAUACUGUCAGUGACGGAUGAAGUUGGUAUUCGGACAAUCAUGGACCAGCUGAUGGGGUCCACUCGGUCAGACAAGGUGGAGCUCCGACGUUCUGCGCCUUCUGUCGGCUCAUUCAUGCUGACUACUCUCAGUAUGUGCCACAGCUUCUGCGAGGCCUAAUACUUAUGUUCACAGACUCAAAUUCUGAUGUGUUUCAGAUGGCAUGGGAAGUUCUCAGUGCUGUUACCAAGACUCUGGACUCUUCCCAACAAACCACUCAUGUUGGGGACAUACGACCGGCCGUGCGUUUUGCUGUCAGUGAUUUAAAAGGACAAGAUUUGCUUCCUGGCUUUUGCUUACCAAAGGGCAUCAUGCCGAUUCUUCCUAUUUUUCGUGAAGCUAUUCUUAAUGGGCUUCCUGAGAUAAAAGAGCAGGCUGCACAGGGCCUAGGUGAAGUGAUAAAACUGACCAGUGCUCAAGCUCUCCAGCCAUCUGUGGUUCAUAUCACGGGUCCACUCAUCCGUAUUCUUGGAGAUCGGUUCAAGUGGAAUGUGAAGGCUGCAGUGCUGGAAAGUCCUGUACUGCUGCUUGUGAAGGUGGAGAGAGAGAGAGAGAGAGAGAGAGCGCGGAGAACGUGACAUUAUGGACAACUCUUACGCCGUUCAUAGCAGUUGCCUUCCUCGUCACGUCGGUGGUCCUGCUGAUGGGAUGCGUCUGUUGCCGUGAGAAUAAGGGCUUAUAAGUAAGAGCCGUGGAAUAACGCUGUCUUUGUGCAACUGCAUUUUUGUGGAAGAGAUUUACCAUCGGACACCAAUGCCUGUGGCUGGGACGUGACACUGACCGCUCAACCCCAUCCGCCUACCUUACUUUACUUAUCCGCAAACGAGUAACAGUAAACCUCUUCCUCUGUAAUUGUUAUGUUAAGCAGACUACAAUGGCUGUUACGCAGUUCUUUCUUUUCAGCAGAUAUGAAUUGGAAAUUCAAAUAUUGCUUUGAAGACCAUUUCCGGGUCGUUUCGGGCAGGAAACCGAAGUGGCCAAAAUGCGGCACAGCACAGUGCAGAUUAACAAAUGACGGGGUAAAAUAUUUAUUUAUGACUCUGAUACCAAAACAACUAACGAGCUGCCUGGUAAUUAUGCAUCCUGAAUGUGGCGUCUGUCCAGUGGACAGGAGAACAUUAUCCGCGUUGAUACAACUGAUUUCCCCAAGGUCCAGCUUAUUCUUCAGUAUCCCAACUGAAAUUUUAAGGACCUCCCCCACCCUUCUCCAGUAUUGCAUACUUAUCGUAUGUUACAAGAGUACGAUCUUGGUUUGGGUGGAGUGAAAACAAUACCUUCAGACUGUAAUGGAGAUUUUCUUGACGGUCACAGUCUGUAUGUGGGUUAUGGAAAAGAAAAUAGGGAAGCGAUGCUAUUUUUACCCUGAGACUAGCCACGUACCGGGUCACAGAUGAAGCCCUUAACUUUGGACCGCGAAACACUGGUAACCACCUACAAAAUUACACGGCACUAAAACCCGGAUGACCGCUGAUUUUAAUCGAGUACACUUUCAGUAAUGUCGAUUCCUCACAGGCAGCAAUCAUCUUAAAGUUAGCGGUUGAAUAUUUAUUGCGUAGACAUUACGAAACCCGUGUCAGGAUUCGAAUAAAGAACUAAGGUGUAACGAAAGAGAAAUAAAGUAAGAGAGUGAGCGAGGUAAACAGGAAGAGAGAGAGAGAGAAAAAGAGGCUGAAAAGAAAUAGACAAGGGGAGAGAGACAAAAAUAUCUACGCGCUUCACAUUUUACCCAUACGUGCUACAUCUUGUGCCCAUCUAAUCCUCGUCGAUUGAAUCACUGAUAUUAUUUUUCUUUUAUAUUGCGGACGCACUCGUUACGAAAAUUUUCCAGCUCCCAGGCGGCUUAUCCCAGCAUCAUCGCAGGAAACAUUCAGACUGCGUUCUAACCUCAACGUAAAUUUAUCAAAAUAUUGUUAAGAAACAGUAAAUACCAGCGUAGUGAUUCGUUGUCACUGGCCCAACUCUGUUGUAACCCCUGCCACAAAACGGUCACUAGCCCCAAUGUUAGAUGUUCUGCAGUGGUCCAGCACUGCCAGUGCCUCAGUGAACACCGAGAUGACGUCAGUCUGACCAACGGAACAGACUGUAACGGUGAUCCUGACCUGCACUUUGCUGUCCGCUGGAUAACAGUUGUUGGUUUCCUCGGGAACGCUCUCUGUUGCCGAAAUGCAUCUGAUAAAGCGACAGAGUUUUUUGUGAACCAGUAAAUUUUGAAAUUUGUUGUAAAACGUAUUUCGGACUGUUGUAUAGAGUGUUAUAAUUUAUAUCACAGUGCCCUGAUGAGGGUAGCAGAGACCUCUGAAACGUCGGCAAACUUCUACAAAACCACUAAGCACUCCAACCCAGAAGACACCAAUCUUCGCACUCACCGCAGUGAGAACAUCAAAUACUAUACUACCAAAAGUGUACUAUAGGUUGUUUGUGCAUGUUUGAUCUUCGAACCUGUGCAACAAAAUUGGAUGAAUUUUUGUGCUAGGAGAUCUGUGUUAUAUUUUCGAGGUGAGUGUAAACCGUACCAAGCAUAAAGCUUGCGUGGAACUUGUCCACUUUCUCAAAAAUGGCUCCUCUUACGAAAGUUUUUAAAUGCUUAAAGUAAAUAUCCUUCUAGAUUCUGUAACUUCUAUUGUAAUGUUUUUCGAUAUGGUGAAUAUUUAACGAAAGUACAGUGAAGAAAUAAACAGAUUCCUACUGA
Molecule: messenger RNA, 3474 nt
Organism: Zootermopsis nevadensis
Lineage: Eukaryota; Metazoa; Arthropoda; Insecta; Blattodea; Termopsidae
Source: RefSeq, a predicted model, not a curated record